Messenger RNA from Galeopterus variegatus (Sunda flying lemur), 1796 nucleotides. RefSeq names its product T-cell differentiation antigen CD6-like. NCBI's taxonomy places the organism in Eukaryota, Metazoa, Chordata, Mammalia, Dermoptera, Cynocephalidae. Gene Ontology annotation, cellular component: membrane. The transcript has 10 exons. The record is from RefSeq and is a predicted model, not a curated record. The annotation marks the transcript as partial.
GUCCCUUAGCGCGGUGGCUCCCCUGCCCCCCACCUGCUCCCCGGGCCCCGCCCAGCAGGUGUCUAGUCCCUCCCACCAGCCCGCAGCUCCUCCUGCCCGCGGGCAGCCCCGAGAGGAUUCCCAGUCCUGCCCGCCGUGUUUCGGCCCCUCUCACUGGGCCCACAGCCCGGCCCACCACCGUGCUGCCGGGUCGCGAUCACCCCUCCCGGCCCCGCCCAGCCCCGUGCCCCGCCAUCCACAAACCCUUCCCACCCCCAGAGAACCGCGCGCUGCGCCUGGUGGACGGUGGCGGCCCCUGCGCCGGCCGCGUGGAGAUGCUGGAGCGCGGCCAGUGGGGGUCCGUGUGCGAUGACACGUGGGACCUGGAGGACGCCCACGUCGUGUGCCGGCAACUGAGCUGCGGCUGGGCAGUCCAGGCCCUGCCCGGCUUGCACUUCGCGCCCGGCCGAGGGCCCAUCCACCGGGACCAGGUGAACUGCUCCGGGACCGAGGCCUACCUGUGGGACUGCCCGGGGCUGCCGGGAGACCACUACUGCGGCCACAAGGAGGACGCGGGCGUGGUGUGCUCAGAGCACCAGUCCUGGCGCCUGACCGGGGGCGCGGACCCCUGCGAAGGACAGGUGGAGGUGUACUUCCGAGGGCUAUGGAGCACCGUCUGUGACAGCGAGUGGUACCCGCCGGAGGCCGACGUGCUCUGCCGGGCCUUGGGCUGUGGGACCGUGGUCGAACGACCCAAGGGUCUGCCCCACUCGCUGUCGGGCAGGAUGUACUACUCCUGCACCGGAGCGGAGCCCACACUUGCCAACUGCUCCUGGCGGUUCAACAACUCCAACCUCUGCAGCCAGUCGCUGGCAGCCAGGGUCCUCUGCUCAGGUUCCCGGAGUCUGCACAAUCUGUCCACCGAAGUCCCUGCAAGUGUCCAGUCGGUCACUCUAGAAUCUUCUGUGACUGUGAAAAUGGAAGACAAGGAAUCUUGGGAGCUAAUGCUCCUCAUCCUCUGCAUCAUUCUGGGAAUUCUCCUCUUUGCCUCACUCAUCUCCAUAGUCUUCAUCCUCUUGAGAGUUAAAGGAAAAUAUGCUCUCCCUGCUACAGUGAACCAUCAGCACCUACCCACCACCAUCCCAGCAGGGAUCAAUAGCUAUCAAGCGGUCCCCAUCACUAUCCCCAAAGAAGAAGUUCCCAAGCUGCCCAUCCAGGCCCAGGCCCCACCCCCCAAGGACUCGGACUCCAGCUCGGACUCAGACUAUGAGCACUAUGACUUCAGCGCCCAGCCUCCUGUGGCCCUGACCACCUUCUACAAUUCCCAGCGGCACCGGGUCACGGAUGAGGAGGUCCAGCAGAGCAGGUUCCAGAUGCCGCCCUUGGAGGAAGGACUUGAAGAGCUGCAUACCUCCCACGUGCCAGCUGCCAUCCCCGGACACUGCGUUGCAGAGCCCCUCCCCCUAGGCCCUCAGCACCACCCAAGGAGCAGCAGUGGGUCCAGCACAUCUUCCGGGGAGGAUUACUGCAAUAGCCCCCACAGCAAGCCCCCUCCAUGGAACCCCCCUGGGUUUUCUUCAGAGAGGAGGCCAUUCCUGGAACAGCCCCUGAACCUGGAGCUGGCUGGCUCCCGGACAACCUUUCCAGCAGGGUCCUCAGCUGAUGACAGCUCCAGCACCUCGUCCGGAGAGUGGUACCAGAACUUCCAGCCACCACCCCAGCCCCCUUCAGUGGAGCAGUUUGGGUGUCCAGGGUCCCACAGUCCCCAGCCCGACUCCACCGACAAUGAUGAGUAUGAUGACAUCGGAGCAGCCUAG